UAUUUGUUACUAAUUUGACAGCGAGGGGAAAGAUAAAAGAAGUCUCUAAAAUCAACUUAAAAAAGCCCAACCGAUUCCAACACUAAAUGAGCUAAAAAAUAAAGAGAAAAUGGCAAAUGGAUUGGGCGUGAUCAAACUGCGGCAUAGUCUGCCGCAUUUAGCUGGAGUUGCAGUUCCUUUUGCUGCUCUGCCUCCGCCUCCGCUUUCAAGGAGAGUUGCUGCAUACAGAGCGCCUCGCAGGGCCGUUUUAGGCCUUGGAUUCUCGUUUUUGUCACAAUUCAUCAACAUGGCUGCUCCCACUCUUGGCGCCAAAUCCUUCAUCGCUUCUGCCAGGCAAACGGGUGCCGUUGAAAAGGUAUUGGAGAAUGUGGAAUGGCCAGAGCAAUUUCCCUUCAAGGAAGAGGACUUCCAGCGCUUUGAUGAGUCACCAGACACAUUGUUUUAUGAAUCUCCACGUUUUGUGACUCAUAUUGAUGAUCCAGCAAUUGCUGCCCUGACUAAAUAUUACUCAGAGGUCUUGCCCCCAAGCAAUACUCCUGGAGUUGCUAUACUUGACAUGUGUAGCAGCUGGGUCAGUCAUUAUCCUAAGGGAUAUAAGCAACCAAGGAUAGCUGGAAUGGGUUUAAAUGAAGAAGAGCUAAAGCGCAAUCCAGUUUUGACAGAGUAUGUCGUGCAAGACUUAAAUGUUGAUCCUAAACUCCCAUUUGAAGAUAACACCUUCGACGCAAUUACAAAUGUGGUUAGUGUGGACUACCUAUCAAAGCCUAUCGAAAUUUUCAAGGAGAUGGCACGGAUCCUCAAGCCAGGUGGACUUGCUGUAAUGAGCUUCUCCAAUCGCUGCUUCUGGACAAAGGCAAUCUCAAUUUGGACAUCAACAGGAGAUACAGAUCAUGUAAUGAUAGUUGGAGCCUAUUUCCAUUAUGCUGGAGGGUUUGAGCCUCCUAAGGCUGUAGAUAUAUCUCCAAACCCUGGUCGCACCGAUCCUAUGUAUGUUGUGUACUCAAGAAAAUUAGCAGCCUGAGGUCCGGAUCACAAUUCAGUCCUCACAAUUACUGACUACAUAAAACAGCACAUGGUGAUCAAGUUUGCAGUAAGAGAAUCCUGCUCAAGGAAAUCCAAAACGCACAGAAACAAAAAAGUUGGAAAUUUUAUUCUCAUCAAAACACCAACCUUUCCAGCUAGCCCAAGAAUAUAUACAAACAAACACUAACUAAAUUGGCAUUUGAAAAGUAGAAAGAAAGUGAUAAAAAGAAAUCAAGCCCAUCCCUGCUUGUAUCUGGCGAAGAGCUCUUCCGUUUGAGCAUUCUUGUAAGCGCUGCAAGCAAUGAGAUACACCCAGAUCAGCACCACCACUGUGACGAUGAGUAUGACGUUGGCCUUCCUCCACUCGUGCCGCAGGUUCCCCAGCAGCCCGGCCUUGCACGACUCGCAGUUGUAGCAGAGCUGGCUUGGGUCAUUGCUCCACAUGGCACAGUCCACGUCUGCUGCCAUGUUGGCUGCACCAUUCCACGUCGUGGGGCCCGCGUACUGGUACCCGCAUAUCAUCGGAGGCUUGCAGCAUCCAGACUGCACCAUUUUGGAAACAAGAAAAGGAAUGAAUGUUGUUGAUGUGAGUGGAAAAGAUCACUACCAUUCUCAUAGCAUAUUUGUGUCAUCACAACCACAAAGAUAUGAUCCCAUAAAUCAGAUAUUUGAUGCUGAUGAUUUUCAAGUACGACUUUUGUGGAUAAAUAAAUAAAUGAUGAUUAGUGGAAACAUGGGAAUCACAGCAUAAGGCUGGCUGGGAAAAUGCUCAAGGGACCUACCAUUAGGUAAGAGUAUUCUAGUCUAGAGAGAGACUGAUGAGGUGUGUGGAUUGAUGACAUUUAUUAAGCCAUAAUGAAGCCUAUAUGACAAAUUUCAAUUUAGCUUAAUUAGCACACGACACUAUAUCAAGGUCGACAAACUAAUUAUGUUUGUGGGUCCAUAAAAAUGUCAUUCUUGCCUCUUUUUGAUU
Salvia miltiorrhiza (redroot sage) is the source of this 1996-nucleotide messenger RNA. RefSeq lists its product as uncharacterized. Gene Ontology annotation, molecular function: S-adenosylmethionine-dependent methyltransferase activity. The record is from RefSeq and is a predicted model, not a curated record. The transcript has 9 exons. Lineage: Eukaryota; Viridiplantae; Streptophyta; Magnoliopsida; Lamiales; Lamiaceae. The coding region runs from base 110 to 1021 and encodes 303 amino acids.